This is a messenger RNA of Helianthus annuus (common sunflower), 474 nucleotides long. Its product is annotated as 36.4 kDa proline-rich protein-like. The transcript has a single exon. The record is from RefSeq and is a predicted model, not a curated record. NCBI's taxonomy places the organism in Eukaryota, Viridiplantae, Streptophyta, Magnoliopsida, Asterales, Asteraceae. Bases 1 to 474 code for a protein of 157 amino acids.
AUGCCCGCUGAUCAUGAGCCUGCUUUAGCCGGCCCUUUACCUAUGCACGACCCUAUUCCUGAUGAUGUACCAGUCAUUGCACCACCCGUUGUUGAUGCUCCUGUAGUUGCACCACCAGUUGUUGAUGUUCCAGUCGUUGCACCACCAGUUGUUGAUGUUCCUGUUGUUGUUGCACCUCUGCCCGACCCGGCCCCUGUGUUUGUGGACCGUGCUCCAUUUGCUACACACGUUGAUCCUAGAUAUGCCGACACCCGUAACGGGUGGAUUGAGGAUGACGAUGAUUAUCCUCCUUUUGUUCGAUCAGUCACUCCCCCUGCUGCACCUAUUUUUGCACCCGUUGAUGUCCCACAGUUUCACCUGCACGUGUCAGACGUUCAUCGUACUGAUUUACCUGUCACUUUUCUUCAGGACAUUCCUCCUCCCCGUCAGGGGAAGGACCUUCUACUCAGCAGCACGAUCACAUACCACCUAUGA